Messenger RNA from Carcharodon carcharias (great white shark), 6241 nucleotides. It is a transcript of the gene dock3, whose product is annotated as dedicator of cytokinesis 3. The record is from RefSeq and is a predicted model, not a curated record. Gene Ontology annotation, cellular component: cytoplasm; plasma membrane. NCBI's taxonomy places the organism in Eukaryota, Metazoa, Chordata, Chondrichthyes, Lamniformes, Lamnidae. The transcript has 54 exons. Gene Ontology annotation, biological process: small GTPase-mediated signal transduction. Gene Ontology annotation, molecular function: guanyl-nucleotide exchange factor activity; small GTPase binding.
AUGGCGUCGCUGGGACGGAAUGCGACCGCUGUGGCGCAAUGAGCGAGAGCUGGGUCGGCUGAGGCGAAUCGUGUACCGUCGUCACCAAGCCAGGGAUAAGAGGAUAGUCACUUCAGUGCCGGUGAUAUGCAGCUUCCGUGGUUCAGUUCCUCAAGGGCUUGUGCUUGAAAUUGGAGAAACAGUUCAGAUCCUGGAAAAAUGUGAAGGAUGGUUCCGAGGGUUUUCAACCAAAAAGCCUACAGUCAAGGGCCUCUUUCCUGCAAGCUAUAUCCACCUGAAGGCGGCUGUUGUCAGUAACCGAGGCCAGUUUGAGACAGUGGUUCCAGUGGAAGAUUCAAUUGUAACUGAGGUCACAGCCACAUUACAAGAAUGGGUAAUGCUUUGGAAACAGCUCUAUGUGAAACACAAGGUGGAUUUAUUUUACAAACUGCGCCAUGUAAUGAAUGAACUGAUUGAUUUGCGGAGACAACUUCUAUCUGGUCACCUGACCCAAGACCAAAUCCGUGAUGUCAAACGACACAUCACAGUCCGCCUGGACUGGGGAAAUGAACAGAUGGGCAUGGAUUUAGUUCCCAGAAAGGACUUUGAAAUGGUUGAUCCAGAACAGCUAAGCGUCGCAGAUCUCUACAAACUACACUUGUCCAGUAGACACAGCAUACAGCAAAGUACUGCACAGACAGAUACCAUGAGGCACCGACAUGGUGACACAUGCCGCAUCCCUGUUCCCCACCAUCUCUUCCUGAAUAUGAAGAGCUUUACCUACCACACCAUUGGAGAGGAUACAGAUAUCUUUUUUUCUCUUUACGACAUGCGAGAGGGCAAACAGAUCAGUGAGAGGUUUAUGGUGAGGUUGAACAAGAAUGGAAUGCCGAGAAACCCUGAGAAAAUAGAGCGGCUGUGUGCCUUAUUUACGGAUCUCAGUAACAAGGAUCUGAAGCGAGAUCUCUACAUAGUUGCUCAUGUAAUACGAAUAGGUCGGAUGUUAUCCAAUGAUUCGAAGAAAGGCCCUCCUCACGUGCAUUACCGACGCCCAUAUGGUUGUGCAGUGCUGAGUAUGAUGGACGUUCUGCCGUCGAUUGCUGAACUCCGAGAGGAAAAGGAUUUUGUGUUGAAAGUUUACACGUGCAAUAAUGAAAAUGAGUGGUAUCAAAUCCAUGAAAAUAUAAUUCGCAAAUCUAGCAACAAAUACAAUGCUGCCAGCACAAAUUACGGAAUGAUCAUCUCUGUGCAGCUUCUUCGCGGUGACAUGGAGCACAUUCGCAGAGAAAAUCCCAUAAUCUUUAACCGGGGUGCGGCCAUCACUCGCAAACUGGGCUUCCCUGAUGUCAUCAUGCCAGGUGACAUCAGGAACGACUUGUAUCUGACGUUGGAACGAGGGGAUUUUGAGAGAGGUGGAAAGAGUGUACAGAAGAAUAUUGAAAUAACAGUUUACGUCCUUUAUGCAGAUGGAGAGACACUGAAGGACUGUAUCAGUCUUGGUUCCGGAGAGCCCUCUAUAAGUGAACAUUGCUCCUUUGUGAUGUACCACAACAACAGUCCACGUUGGGGCGAGAUCGUCAAACUGCCCAUUCCUGUUGACAAGUUUAGAGGCUCACACCUUCGAUUUGAGUUCAGACACUGUUCCACAAAAGACAAAGGUGAAAAGAAACUGUUUGGUUUUGCAUUUACACCAUUAAUGCGAGACGAUGGUACAACACUUUCAGAUGAUGUCCAUGAGCUAUAUGUCUACAAGUGUGAUGAAAACAGCACUUUCAGUAACCAUGGUCUGUACCUGGGUCUCCCCUGCUGUAAAGAGGACUUCAACGGCUGCCCCAACAUCCCAUCCAGUCUCAUAUUUCAGCGAAGUACCAAGGAGUUCUUUUGGAUCUCGACCUUACUCUCAUCUACUAAACUGACCCAGAAUGUUGACCUCCUUGCACUUUUGAAAUGGAAAGCACAGCCAGACAGGGUGAUGGACAUCCUUGGGAGACUACGCCAUGUCAGUGGUGAAGAAAUAGUUAAAUUUUUACAGGAUAUUUUAGACACCUUGUUUACAAUUUUAGAUGACAACACCGAGAAAUAUGGGCUACUGGUAUUUCAAUCCUUGGUGUUCGUAAUAAAUUUGCUGCGGGACAGCAAGUAUUUUCAUUUCCGCCCGGUGAUGGAUACCUACAUUCAGAAGCACUUUUCUGGUGCAUUGGCAUACAAGGAGCUAAUCCGGUGUCUGAAGUGGUACAUGGAUCGAUCUGCAGAAGUUGUGAGACAAGACCACAUUCAAGAGGCAAUGAGGGCCUUGGAGUAUUUGUUCAAGUUUAUUGUGCAGUCACGGAUCUUAUAUUCAAGAGCAACUGGUGGAAUAGAAGAGGAGCAGUUUCGUGCCAGCGUUCAGGAGCUCUUUCAGUCCAUCCGUUUUGUCCUGAGUUUGGAUAGCAGAAGUUCUGAGACCCUCAUCUUCACACAGGCAGCUCUUCUCAAUUCCUUCCCGGCAAUCUUUGACGAAUUGCUGCAGAUGUUUACAGUGCAGGAGGUGGCUGAGUUUGUGAGGGGAACACUGGGCAGCAUGCCCAGCACGGUGCACAUCGGACAGUCUAUGGAUGUAGUCAAGCUGCAGUCCAUUGCACGGACAGUAGACAGCCGUCUCUUUUCAUAUCCAGACUCCCGUCGGAUCCUGCUGCCCGUGGUUCUCCAUCACAUUCAUUUGCACCUGCGGCAGCAGAAGGAGUUGCUCAUCUGCUCUGGAAUCCUCAGCAGCAUCUUUUCCAUCAUGAAGUCAAGCUCCCUGGAGUGCUCAGUGUCAGAAGAGGUAGAGAUGAUGGUCGAAAGCCUUCUUGAUGUCCUACUACAGACCCUGCUUGCUAUCAUGAAUAAGUCCCAGAUGGCGGAGGUGGUAAGAGGACAGCGCUGCCCACAGUGCACAGCGGAGAUAACUGGGGAGUACGUCACCUGCCUACUGUCCCUGCUUCGGCAAAUGGCAGAUAACCACUACCAACAAUUACUGGAUAAUUUCCAGAGCAAGGAGGAGCUCAAGGAUUUCUUAUUAAAAAUAUUCUGUGUGUUCCGUAAUUUAAUGAAGCUGAGUGUCUACCCACGUGACUGGAUGGUGAUGAGACUUCUAACCAGCAAUAUUAUUGUUACAACAGUCCAAUACCUGUCUCCUGCAUUGCACAAGAACUUCACAGAAGCAGAUUUUGAUUUCAAGGUGUGGAACUCAUACUUCAGUUUGGCUGUCCUUUUUAUAAAUCAGCCAAGCCUUCAACUAGAGCAUGCCUCUACUGCUAAAAGGAAGAAGAUUCUGGACAGGUAUGGUGACAUGAGAGUGAUGAUGGCUUAUGAACUCUUCAGCAUGUGGCAGAAUCUGGGUGAAAAUAAGAUUCAUUUUAUCCCAGGGAUGAUUGGUCCCUUCCUUGGUGUCACACUGGUGCCACAAGUUGAGGUACGGAAUGUAAUGAUCCCAAUCUUCCAUGACAUGAUGGACUGGGAGCAGCGAAAGAAUGGCAAUUUCAAACAGGUGGAAGCGGAGCUCAUCGACAAACUGGAUAGUCUGGUGUCAGAUGGAAAAGGAGAUGAAAAUUACCGUGAGCUCUUCAGCCUCCUCACCCAGCUCUUUGGGCCUUAUCCUAGCUUAUUAGAGAAGAUUGAACAAGAGACAUGGAGAGAGACUGGCGUUUCCUUCGUAUUAUCAGUAACUCGCUUAAUGGAGCGACUGCUGGACUACAGGGAUUGUAUGAAAGGGGAUGAAACUGAAAAUAAGAAGAUUGGCUGUACUGUUAAUUUGUUGAAUUUUUACAAAUCGGAGAUUAACAAGGAGGAGAUGUAUAUCCGUUACAUCCAUAAACUGUGUGACAUGCAUCUGCAGGCUGAUAAUUAUACAGAGGCAGCGUUUACGCUAAUGUUGUACUGGGAACUGCUUCACUGGGAGGACAGACCCUUGCGGGAGUUCCUUCACUACCCAGCACAAACCGAGUGGCAACGUAAAGAAGGACUGUGCCGACAGGUUAUCAACUACUUCAACAAGGGCAAGUGCUGGGAGUACGGAAUCCCUCUCUGCCGGGAAUUGGCCAGUCAGUAUGAAGUCUUCUACGAUUACCACAGUCUCAGCUGGAUCCGGAAAAUGGAAGCUGCAUAUUAUGACAACAUAUUAGAGCAGCAACGUCUGGAACCAGAAUUCUUUAGGGUAGGGUUUUAUGGCAGGAAGUUUCCAUUUUACCUGCGGAACAAGGAGUUUGUGUGUCGUGGUCACGAUUAUGAGAGACUGGAGGCCUUUCAGCAGAGGAUGCUGACUGAAUUCCCACAAGCCAUUGCCAUGCAGCAUCUCAACCAGCCAGAUGAAACCAUUCUGCAGUCUGACGCACAGUAUCUGCAGAUUUAUGCAGUGUGCCCAAUUCCAGAGAAUGUAGAAGUUCUCCAGAUGGAGAGGGUUCCAGACCGAAUCAAGAGCUUCUACCGUGUAAACAACGUCAGCCGCUUUCGAUACGACAGACCCUUUCAUAAAGGCUCAAAGGACAAGGAGAAUGAGUUCAAGAGUCUCUGGAUUGAACGCACCACCUUGACGCUUACACACAGCUUACCUGGAAUCUCCCGCUGGUUUGAAGUAGAGAAGAGAGAGGUGUUGGAGGUGAGCCCCUUGGAAAAUGCCAUCUAUGUUGUGGAGAACAAGAACCAGGAGCUGCGAACUCUCAUCAGCCAAUACCAACACAAGCAGCUGCACGCCAACAUUAAUCUUCUUAGCAUGUGUCUAAAUGGAGUCAUAGAUGCAGCCGUCAAUGGAGGAAUAGCCAGAUACCAGGAGGCAUUCUUCCAAAAGGAGUACAUAGUGAGUCAUCCAGAGGACAGUGAGAAGAUCAGUCAGCUGAAGGAGCUGAUGCAGGAACAGGUUCAUAUCCUUGGAGUGGGAUUGGCAAUCCAUGAGAAAUUAGUGCAUCCAGAAAUGCGACCCCUCCAUAAGAAGCUGAUAGACCAGUUUCAGAUGAUGAGGUCCAGCCUUUGCCACGUAACAUUCCAUCUUUCUAUAUAGGAUCUUCCUGGAAUGGACAAGAUCAGUCCUGCGUGCUCUGGUUCUAGCACACCACGUGGCAGCCUGAUGUCCAGUCAUAAUCCCAUGAGUCCAGAGACUAUCAAGCUCGUACACAGGCACAGCCCAUUGAACCUACUUGGCUCCAACAGGCACUCCUCAUCCUCACUAUCCUCACAGGCAUCCAGUGAGGUUGGAAACCUUGUCAUCCUCACAGACAGCCUUGCUGGAGAAACUCCUGAUGACCCAUUCCGCAUGCAGGCAAGUCCGUCCACCUCUAGCCUGAGCUCUACGCACUCUGCACCCUCACAGAUGAUCAACUCAGCUCCGUCCAGUGCUCGAGGUUCCCCAUCAUUGUCCGAUAAGUACCGUCACUCACGGGAGAUUGUGAUGUUGCUGCCUCCUCACAGGGACAGACCGAGCAGUGCCAUGUAUCCAGCCAUGAUGGAGAAUGGCCAGCCUACUAGUUUCCAGCGGGCUCUGAUUCAACAGGUGGUCGGACCCUGCAAACCGUGCAGUGAUCCCAACCUCUCUGUCGCUGAAAAGGCGGUGCCAGCAGCUCCCAGUAGCUGGAGUCUAGACAGUGGAACCAGGGACACAAUACCAUUCCUGUCAGCACAUGUGGGCACCAUUGUGGCACCCCCAGUACCACCUCGCUCAUUGCCACCUGGUCAUUUUUCCAUGAAUUUUGAUGCUUUCCAUCACCACAUCAGCGAUAUACCACCUGCCUUGCCUGCACGAACGCUACGCAAGUCUUCACUGCAUCCCAUUCCUGCAUCACCUACCAGCCCCCACUCAGGCCUUGAUGGCAGUAAUUCUACUCUGUCUGGCAGCGCCAGCAGCGGGGUGUCCUCUUUGAGCGAAAGCAAUUUUGGCCAAUCAAUGGAACCACCACGCACUGACAUGACAGAUUCUGUCCCCAGUCAGACCUGGAACCCAGACGAAGAUGGGGAAGCCCCUUACAUACCAGUAAGGUACAGCCUGUCUGAACCAGAUGUCAUAGAAUCGGUGAAAGCUCACCCAUGCCGCAGCCACUCUGCCCCUACUGGAGUUAUUCCUAAGGAGCCUGCAGAAAUCCCAACCUUGCCCCCCAAACCAUAUUACCCCAGGCCUACUUACACAGACAAUGAAGAAACACUUGAAGAAGGGAGCAGGUCAAAGGUUUUCACACGCAAACUGUCUCAGUCUGGCCACAGUGGUAAAGAGGAUCAGGCCAAAGUACCAUGGGAACAUGGCAUCAAUGAAGAAUAG